GCAGCGGGAGGCCAGAAAGAGAAGUGAGAGCGGAGAGAUAUAGCCGAGAUACCAAGGCAGGACAUCUUCGUCAAAGGAAGGAAAGAGCGGAGCAGGAAAGGAGGAAGAGAAAGGGCUGAAAUAGUGGAGCGAGCUAUCCACAGAGUUCAGUUUCACACAGAGCCAGAGGAGAUUCUACAGGUGGACAUGAAAACUAGAUGAACAAAACAUAUAGCAGCAAUUACAGACUGGAAUAAGCAUCUUGGCCAGUGUUAAGGAUUAAUUGUGGAAAGGAAAUUAUAUAACAAGUAAAGGAAAUCUUUCUGCAGGAGGAAAGGUGGUGUUUGAGGCAACGGACGGGCAACUUUAUUACUCUAUUCCAAAACUACAUUUUCAUAUCCGAAAGACUGAUGAACGGCAAGAUGAGUCUUUCCCGUAACGGUACCCUGGAGAAACCCGUGUCCCUGCAGACCUCCACGGACCGAGGGGAGCUCGAUUCUCCUCACCCGCGCCUCCAUCACACCGGCUCCAUCUCCUCCAGUACUCCAGCAAACAUGUCCAGCUCAGGUGUGGUGGUUCCUCCUCCGUACUCGAUAGCGGGCAGUGCGGUGAACGAGUCUCCUCUGGAGCUGAGGGGGUCUCUGGACUGUUGGGCCUGCUCUGUUCUGGUAACAGCACAGAAUCUGAUCAUCGCCGCGCUCAAUGUGGGUCUGGCCGCGUUUAUCUUCGGCCUCAUCCUCUUGCCGUCGCUAGUCAUGGUUGUUUUUGGCUUCCUCUGCCAUUCAACGGUUCAGCGCCACGGUACGUCCGUCUACUGUUCGGAUCUCUUGGACGAUGGAGGCUGUGUGGCUUUACUGGUGGUGGGGUUCCUGCUGCUGGCUCCGCUCCUGGUCCUGGCUCUGGCCGCUUACUGCAGAAUGGCACGCCACCUCCAGCUGGGCCUGUGCUUCAUCCCUUACAGCCGUGCCGUCUACAAGAACCUGCCUGCCUCGCGUCAUCGAGGCCUGGGGGGCUGCUGUGGCCAACAGGGGGCAGGGGAGAGCGAGGGAAAGGGUAGCGUGUGGGUUUGAGCGGCCUAAAAAAAAGUUCAAUGUGAAUAGCCAUAGCAAUAGGUCACAUACAAACAACCACAUAGUGCCAAUAUGUCAAUACAAGCAGUGCCAUGUUUUAGCAGUUUUACAAAUUGUGCAUUUAUUCAACAUCAGGCUCUUUUUAGCUGUUUUUUAAAACCGGAUCACCUAGAGACCUUAGUCUCAUUUCAUUUUUAAAUGGAAUGAAAACAAAGCUACAAGGGAUAGAAAGACAUUGUGUUCAAUGGCUUUUGGUCUUGUUUAACAACAUAGUUCGGCUGAGAAAAUUUGAGAAAAUUCUUUUUUUGGCAGAGAGGAUGUGAAAAUUAAAAAAAAAGUAAAAGUAAAGGUUCUUUAUUGCCAUUAAACUAUAGAACCUUUUCAUUCCACGAAAGGUUCUUUACAGUGGAAAAAAGUUUUUUUGUUUUUAAAUGAUUCAAAUUUCCUUCACACUUACAAAAAAUCAUACUUCUAAGAACUGGUCACUAAA
Messenger RNA from Puntigrus tetrazona (Sumatra barb), 1539 nucleotides. RefSeq names its product transmembrane protein 88 a (gene tmem88a). The record is from RefSeq and is a predicted model, not a curated record. Gene Ontology annotation, molecular function: PDZ domain binding. Bases 390 to 1049 code for a protein of 219 amino acids. Gene Ontology annotation, cellular component: plasma membrane. Lineage: Eukaryota; Metazoa; Chordata; Actinopteri; Cypriniformes; Cyprinidae. The transcript has 3 exons.